This is a messenger RNA of Eupeodes corollae, 857 nucleotides long. RefSeq names its product eukaryotic translation initiation factor 3 subunit K (gene eIF3k). The transcript is spliced from 3 exons. Gene Ontology annotation, biological process: regulation of translational initiation. Gene Ontology annotation, molecular function: ribosome binding; translation initiation factor activity. Lineage: Eukaryota; Metazoa; Arthropoda; Insecta; Diptera; Syrphidae. Gene Ontology annotation, cellular component: cytoplasm; eukaryotic translation initiation factor 3 complex. The record is from RefSeq and is a predicted model, not a curated record. Bases 99 to 764 code for a protein of 221 amino acids.
CCCUCUUUUCAAACGUCAAACUCCCUAAAUUGUGUUUGCAUCAGUACGAACGGUCCCAGAUUUUUGCCAAUUUCUACAAUUAAAAUUAAAUUUUCAAUAUGACUCUUAUGGUUACAAUGGAAAAUGGCACAAGCCAAACAAUUCCCGAAAUGCUUAGCUGCAUUGAAAGAUACAACCCUGAUCAUUUGAAGACAUUGGAAACCUACAUUGAAGAGCAGGCAAAGAACAACACCUACGAUUUGGAGGCCAACUUAGCCGUUCUCAAGCUGUACCAAUUUAAUCAACAUAUGCUUAACAUUGACAUUACCCGAACGAUUCUUCUGAAAUCGCUCACAAAUCUUCCACACACCGAUUUUGUUAUGGCCAAGUGUUUGCUGUUGCCUCAGCAAGUUAAGGAUGAUGUUGUCCAAACCAUCAUUCAUCUUGCUGACAUUUUGGAGAGGGCUGAUUUUAUUCUUUUCUGGCAACGAGUCGAUAAGAAUCGCGAACUGUUCAAACACAUUACUGGCUUCUAUGAUUCCAUCAGGAAGUUCGUGUGUCAUGUCAUCGGAAUCACCUUCCAGACAAUCGCCAAGGAUCUCCUCAAGAAACUUCUUGGAGAUAUUGAUGAAAACACUUUGGAACAAUGGAUGAAGAAGAACGGCUGGAAGCACCAGGGAAGUCUUAUUUUAAUCGCCGAACAAGAGCAGAAAAUCAAGACGAAAAACAUUACCGAAAAAAUCGAUUUCGAGAAUCUUGGCGGUCUCAUGGCUCAAUGUCUUUAAAAAAGCAACAACAAGAAAAUAAAAAUUGUAUUCAUUUUUUUAUUGUAGAAACAAAAAUUAAUAAAAAUUGAAAAUAUAAUAAAAUAAAUCGAA